CUGGGAAAUGUAUGUGAUACUGUUACUCUGACGGAAGUCCCGGUAGCUCCUUAAUGCCCACUCCCUUGUCACAGAGGUCUAAAAGUGUGAUUCUGUCGAUACUAUUGUACCCAAUGAUGUGCUCUUUUUGUCUCUGAUAUGAUUUGGAGACGGUUGUUGUGUGGCACCGGUGGAAUAUUUGCACCAGCGAUAUACUAAUUUUGAUCAUCACAUUUUCUUUGUUUUUAAACAAUUACGUGCAGGUUUUUAGUUAAUUGGAUUGUAUUAAUCAAACCAGUAAAACGCCACAAAUCACUGGCCAUGUAUCGAGGGUUGUACAUGUUGUUGAUAUUAAACCUUUACUCUCUUUCGACGACGUCGGGAUUCAUGUCCGUUUUGAGGUUCUGCAAUGACACGUCUUCCGUAUCCUUCUCCACUAAAUGUGUGUCAUGUUCGCGCAAUGCACAAGUGGACUGUCCACCUGGAACACAAAAACUUACCCGGAACCGAGGCUUAUCCGACUGUACAUACCCGAUUGAUUUUAAGGGCUUGGAAUUAUCAUUUGGGGGUUGUCGGCAUUCGUGUUUGGAGACUGUGCAGAUUCCGAAAUGUUGUGAUGGAUAUUGGGGACCUAACUGUGAUCGCUGUCCAGGGAUUCAUGGACUAGUGUGCUCGGGCCACGGUGAAUGUAAUGAUACCAUGACCGGUACUGGAUCUUGUCAAUGUCACGAGGGUUUCACGGGAUAUGCUUGUGAAAAAUGCGCUAACGAAACCAUGUACGGACCGACUUGUUCAGGAGUUUGUGACUGUGUGAACGGGCUAUGUGAUGGAGGGGUCCUUGGAAAUGGAGAAUGUUAUUGCGAGUCUGGGUACGAAGGACCGCGCUGUGACCAGUGGAUUGAGAAGUGCUCCAAUUUAUCAUGUGAUGAGAAUUCGCGGUGUUUGAAUAUUCAUGGUUACGUCAUGUGUUCCUGCAACCACGGUUACGAAAAAAGAUUACCGAACAAUACAUGUGAAGAAAUAAACGGUUGUCUACGAAGUCCACUGUGUCAUGAAAACGCUACCUGCACACCAAAUGGUCCCCUUAAGUACAACUGCACGUGCUUGAACGGUUACUCGGGAGACGGGUAUGCAUGUACACCCAUUGAUUUGUGCCAGGUGGACAACGGCGGCUGUGUGCAGAAUUCUUCGCUGUGCGUCUAUACUGGACCAGGACAGAGGGACUGUCAGUGUAGACCAGGAUUCGAAGGAUACAUAGACGGUUUGGGAUGUGAUUUAAUAGAUGUAUGUGUUUUAAACUCCAGUCAUUGUCAUGAACACGCCAUCUGUCGCACAACGGGCCCUCAACAGUUCGAAUGUGUUUGUGAAGACGGGUAUGGAGGAGAUGGCAUUGAGUGUUAUACUAAUAUUGUUGAUCGAGUUCGGGAACUUAAUGAAGGGGACCCAGUGUUGAAGAAUCGUUUGACGUUAGCAUUACAAUUGCUUGAAAAGGUGUACUCGCCUGAGCUGAGAAAUCAUGGACCCUUCACUCUCUUCAUUCCCACAGACUCAGGUUUCCGGACAAUCGGUAACUUCGAUGAUUUUCUGAAUAACACGGACCAAGCCCGACAAAUACUGCGACAACAUAUCGUAGUAGGGGCAUUGGCAUUGGAAUAUUUACAUACCAGGCACGUGUUUUACACAUUACAAGGUGUUCCAGCUCAGAUCAUCGUCCGUAAGAAACGAAUUGGCGUCCAAUAUCGCUAUAAGCUACACGGAUCCUCUACACGAUCACUUUUAGUGAAAUCGGAUAUCAGAGCGGCAAACGGUAUCAUCCACGUUACAGCAAAGAUGCUCAUCAAUUCCCCCAUGAUGAGGGGACACUCAAACACUUCAAUCUGGUCGUUGAUUAAAAACGAAGAUCAAUACCAAAGGCUGAAGAUGUUAAUAACGGCGGCAGGUAUGGAGGGGGAAUUCCGAGCCAGUAAAAUCACUGUCGUCGUCUGUUCAGACAACGCCUGGGAUACUCUGCCUUCCGGCACACUAGAUUACUUCAUGUCGGAGAAGGGAAAUAACAGCUUACGAAUGGUGUUGCGGCAUCUGAUUUUCGAUGGAGUGAUAGAGAUAGCUGACUUGAUAAAUAAACAGCGUAUCCUGUCUAAAGCCAACACUCAUGUCCCGGUACAAGUCACCUCUGCGGGAGCUGUCAUGCUGGCCGAAAAAAGAAUAGUACAGGCGGACAUACCAGCUAAGAAUGGCAUGUACCACCUCUUAAAUGGACUACUUUUACCGUCGGACAUAUAUGAUUUUCUACCACAUCGAUGCAAUGAUACCGCCUUUAUAGCGAUUAAGUCCCCGUGCUUAAGCUGUGACGAUGUUCGUGGUAACUGUCGUGCUACAGACGUACAUGUGGGAGUUGAGACCUGCAGAUACUUUGAUGUUAGCUUACUACGUAAAACUGCCGGGUGUACUUCAGUGUGUACAAGGCCUUUCGUUAAGAAUCGAUGUUGUGAAGGUUUCUAUGGUGACGAAUGUCAGCCUUGUCCUGGAGGCUUUAUCAAUCCAUGCAACGGCAACGGAGAGUGUACAGAGUCCGGGACAUGCAAUUGUUUCAGUGGUUUUACAGGCACAGUCUGUGAACACUGCGAAAGAGAAGACAUGUUUGGGGAAAACUGUACGCAACCGUGUAGCUGUCUGCGUGGUCAGUGUGAUAAUGGAAUCAAUGGUAACGGGGCGUGUAAGAAGGGGACUUGUGCUCGAGGCACCAGGGGCAAAAACUGUGACAAAGCUAUGGCAAAAUGUCCCGGUGGUAACACCCGCGUUCUGUGUCACGCACACGCCAUUUGUAUUAAGGGGAUCAGUCAAACCAACAGAUCAGAUGAGAUUGAAUGUACAUGUGGUUUUGGUUUUGAGGGUGAUGGUCAAACAUGUACCGCUAUAAACCCUUGCGAACAGCCGUCCAGGGGUGGUUGUGAUUCACAGGCCACGUGUAGGUACGUUUUCCCUGGGAUAAAUAGAUGUCAAUGUGAUGAGGGCUGGGUUGGAUCGGGCAAGUACUGCCAUCGCGGGACAGAAUGUGAUACACACAGGGACUGCCAUGAGCACGCGGAGUGUCGUUUUAAACAGCCAGACAUGAAGACGGUGUGUGUUUGCAAAUUCCAUUUCCAUGGGAAUGGAACUCAUUGUGUCCCCAUCGAUAUGUGUACCUGGAAAAUGGAUGGUUGUGACGCUAAGGCUGAUUGUACCCCUACCGGACCCGGCACCAAUAACUGUACGUGCUGGGAUGGUUAUUUAGGUGACGGAUAUGGCUGUUCUCCUACUAUUCUGAAAUUCAUUGAGGAUACCCCAGAUCUGAGUAAACUAGCGGAACUUCUACAGGACAUACCUAAAGACGACAACCUGCUUCUAUCAUCCAUAGAUCAGUACACCUUAUUCGCUCCAUCCAACGAGGCUAUGGACAUUCUUCUCUCCCGGAUACCUUCCAGUUACUGGGAAAACCCGGAUCAUGUCUUUGCGUUUCUGCUGUCACAUAUGGUGGCGGGAUUAAAGAAUACACAGGAACUUCUGGAAACGGUGAAUGGAUAUGACAAGUUCGAAACUCUUACGGACGGUUUCUUCAUACACAUUCACAACGUAAACAAUACGCUUUUUGUUUCUGGAAAAAGAAAUUCUAAAGUAAGGUCUCGGAUAUUAGAAUCAAACGAAACUGCGAACGGCUACGUCCACAUCAUAGAUAGGGCUAUUGAGACGUUCUUCCUUGCUGAUGAAUCACCUGAUCUGAGGACCUUCUUUGCUCAACAUCCAAAGUAUUCCUAUUUUGGCAGUUUGUUGGAGAAUAAACAAUUGUUGGAUGACCUGCUGGAUAUGAAUGCCUACACACUGUUUGUCCCUAACAAUGACGUCAUCAACAAAUACUACAACGACAAAGCCGUGACUCGAGCCUACCUUAAUUUCUAUCUAUUGCCGAAUAUCCGACUUACAGAGUCAUUUGAUGACGGAGAGAGAUUGGACACCGUGCUUGGAUCUGAUCAUCCGCUCAGCUUCCAAGUUAGAGGUGACUUGGUUCUUGUGAACGAAGUGUUGAUAUCUGAGCCCGACGUGUUAACAAUGGGAGGAGUGGUCCACGGGAUAAACGGCCUGCUCACACCCAUCCUCCACAGAUGUGACGUCAUAAAUACCACUACCGAAUACGGGGAGUGUCAAACUUGUGGGCGUGGUGAACUUCUCUGUCCCGAUGGUUUCAAAAAGAAAACAAAGGGUAAACUAAUCAACAGGUGUGCAUAUGCAGGAAUGUUUGGAAGAAACAUUGGAUGUCAACGCAUCUGUGAGAAAACUGAAUUCACAAAACGGUGUUGCGCUCAUUACUAUGGCCCUAAUUGUCUUGAAUGUCCGGGAGGUCCUGAUUUCCCGUGUAACCAUAAUGGGGACUGUGACGAAGGAAUAGACGGUAAUGGGACAUGUUCGUGUUACCCUGGAUACACUGGAAACGCCUGUCAGUUCUGCGAGGUUAACAACACCGUCCAGGCGUGUGGUCGUAGUUGUGCCUUUAACCACGGUGGCUGUAGUCAAAAUGCAGAUUGCGAUGAGUCGGUUGGGACCACAACAUGUGUUUGCAAACCAGGCUAUAUAGGAGAUGGCAGUACUUGUGACGAGCCUUGCUUCAUUCAAAAUGGAGGAUGCCAUUACAAUGCAACAUGUCUGUUUCUGAAGACUACUGGAGAUGUAAUCAUAGGAUAUGUUAAUUGCACAUGCGCAGAUGGUAUGGAAGGGGACGGCCGUUCCUGCUUCAACCCACCCGAAAAAGCUCAUAUCAAGAGUAAUAGUCAGACAGGGAUGAUUGUUGGAGUAACCAUCGCCGUUUUAGCCGUUUUGCUGCUGGUGGGGGUUGCUAUCGUCAUAUAUCUGAAGAUAAAACGAGAUUCAUCAGGGUUUAUGGAGGUUUGGAGCAAAGUGAGACGUAAUUCCGACAGUAGCUGUGCCCAGCUACACACAAACUCAGAUGACGAAACCAAUGUCGCUCAACCACUUUCGCCGGCAGAUGUCAACUUUGACAAUCCUCUCUACAAUGUCAGUGACAACUUCUAGCGCAAUCAGGGCAGCACAGUGACUGCUAGACAGAGAGAGAACAUACACGAGAGCGGGGGUAUAGAAAUAUAUAUUCCUCUUAUUAACUACAAGAUGAACCUCGCAGUUUUCACACAACGAACUUGCUCGACAAAUGGAAAUGAUACACUACCCAUGUGGUCCGUUCCUCAAUAAUUAACAAAUGAUGAGUACCUGAUUUAGUUUGACUCUUCAUCGUUACAAAUAUUUCAGAGCCUUAUGUAAGAGUUCCAAUAAUUAUAUAUCCUCACCAGUGAUGAUUUUCCUUUUUGUUUCAUGAGAUGUAUCUUGAUAAGGAUAUAUCCUUAGAAUUACUUAAAUCGCCUAUGUUAUAACGGUUACUGCUGAGUUUCACUAUUUCCCCGAUUGCUGUUACGACAUUAUAUCACACAAGAUGUUGAUAACAUAUCCAUUACGAUUUCUUGUUAUGCUUUUGUAUUAAAUAGUAACACGAAUCAUUGUG
Pecten maximus is the source of this 5524-nucleotide messenger RNA. RefSeq names its product stabilin-2-like. NCBI's taxonomy places the organism in Eukaryota, Metazoa, Mollusca, Bivalvia, Pectinida, Pectinidae. The coding region runs from base 301 to 5043 and encodes 1580 amino acids. The record is from RefSeq and is a predicted model, not a curated record. Gene Ontology annotation, molecular function: calcium ion binding. The transcript is spliced from 40 exons.